ACCAAAACAGAUAAUGGGUGGACAUCACUUAAUUCAGUACCCUUUCACACUAAAUGCUUGAUCGAGAGAGAGAAGCUGCAUGGCUGCAUUGAUGUUGGGCUCUCGGUGAUGUCCGUAAAGAAGUCAUCAAAAUGCAUAGAUCUGGAUACCGAGGAGCACAUCUACCAUCUGAAGGUCAAGUCAGAAGAAGUCUUUGAUGAGUGGGUAUCCAAACUCCGCCACCACAGAAUGUAUCGUCAGAAUGAAAUCGCCAUGUUUCCACACGAGGUUAACCACUAUUUCCCAGGAUCCACUGUCACAGACUCCACAUCUGGGGUCUUGGACUCCCUUUCAAGUAGGAAGCGUAGCAGUAUAUCAAAGCAGAGCUCGAUUCAAACUGGAAGCAAUUUAUCAUUUUCUUGUGCUGGUGAGACACGAGUUCCAUUAUGGUUACAAUCUUCAGAGGACAUGGAGAAAUGCUCGAAAGACCUGGCACACUGUCAUGCCUACCUGGUGGAAAUGAGCCAUCUCCUCCAAAGUAUGGAUGUCCUGCAUCGGACAUAUUCAGCGCCUGCAAUCAACGCCAUCCAGGGUGGAGCUUUUGAAAGUCCCAAAAAGGAAAAAAGAUCACACAGGAGGUGGCGGUCCAGAGCUAUUGGCAAAGAUGCUAAAGGAACGCUGCAGGUCCCUAAACCUUUCUCUGGCCCAAUAAGACUGCAUUCCUCCAAUCCUAAUUUGUCAACGUUAGAUUUUGGAGAAGAGAAAAAUUACUCUGAUGGCUCUGAAACCUCGUCGGAGUUUUCUAAAAUGCAAGAAGACCUGUGUCAUAUUGCCCAUAAAGGGCCUUUGCUCGAAAGUGGUGCGGAAGCCAAGUCCAAACGAAGAACUUGCUUGCCGGCUCCGUGCCCCAGCGCCAGGACGAUCAGCUUGUGGAACAUCCUGCGGAAUAACAUCGGGAAGGAUCUGUCCAAAGUGGCCAUGCCGGUGGAGCUGAACGAGCCCCUGAACACACUGCAGCGGCUCUGCGAGGAGCUGGAGUACAGCGAGCUUCUGGACAAGGCCGCACAGAUCCCCAGCGCCUUGGAAAGGAUGGUGUACGUGGCAGCUUUUGCCGUAUCGGCAUAUGCAUCUAGCUACUUCCGAGCUGGGAGCAAGCCCUUUAAUCCUCUUCUUGGAGAGACAUAUGAGUGUAUCCGUGAGGACAAAGGCUUCCGGUUCUUUUCAGAACAGGUCAGCCACCAUCCACCUAUCUCUGCUUGUCACGCUGAGUCUGGAAAUUUUGUUUUCUGGCAAGAUGUGAGAUGGAAAAACAAAUUCUGGGGCAAAUCCAUGGAAAUUGUUCCCAUUGGCACAACCCAUGUGACUCUGCCAGCCUUCGGAGAUCAUUUUGAGUGGAACAAAGUGACCUCUUGCAUCCAUAACAUCUUAAGUGGGCAGAGAUGGAUUGAGCACUACGGAGAGAUUGUCAUCAAGAACCUGAAUGAUGACUCCUGCCACUGCAAAGUGAAUUUUAUAAAGGCGAAAUACUGGAGCACUAAUGCCCGUGAGAUUGAAGGUACAGUAUUUGACAAGAAUGGAAAAGCGGUGCAUCGGCUCUUUGGGAAAUGGCAUGAAAGCAUCUACUGCGGUGGCUCCUCUUCGUCCGCUUGUGUCUGGAGAGCGAAUCCCAUGCCAAAGGGCUAUGAGCAAUAUUAUGGCUUCACACAGUUUGCCCUGGAAUUAAAUGAAAUGGACCCAUUGUCAAAGUCUUUAUUACCACCUACUGACACUCGAUUUAGACCAGACCAAAGGUUCCUCGAAGAAGGGAACAUAGAAGAGGCUGAAAUACAAAAGCAGAGGAUCGAACAGCUGCAGAGAGAAAGGCGGCGGGUCUUAGAAGAAAACUGCGUGGAGCACCAGCCCCGGUUUUUCAGGAAAUCCAACGAUGACUCCUGGGUGAGCAACGGCACCUAUUUGGAACUUAGAAAAGAUCUUGGUUUUUCCAAACUGGACCAUCCUGUCUUAUGGUGAAAAAGGAAAGAAGAAUGAUACACCCUUCUACUUCUCCUGUGUUUGCUUUCCGAAGCCACACACCUGUGUCUGUGUAUUUAAAAGAAAUUACUUAGAAUGAUCGCCUGUGCUUAGCUUAGCAUUGUAAGUAUUUAAGUAUGUAUUUUUUCAGUAGGUUUCUUUACAAUUUCAAAUGUUAUCACGAUUGUUUAUAUGAACGUAGAACACCUUGAUAUUUCAUUUUAUAUAUAAACUAUUUAAUAAAAAUGAAAGAUUGAAUGUUAACGUGUGGGUUAAAAAAGAAGCUUUAACACUAAUUUUCCAAAGGUUAGGAAAAUUCAAAUUAAAUUUAUGCCUUAUAAAAUUGUGUUGGAGAAAAAAAUUUAUCUCUCCCAGGUGCAUUAAGAAAUACGGAUACCCAGGGUUACUCACUUAUGCAUAAGCUACCCAGGUUUAAUUUGGUAGCUCAGAUAUCUUUUUGCCUCCGACAGCUCUUGAAUUGCUCAUACAGAACAAUUCUGCUGGUGCUGGAGUCUGAAGAAUAUUUGCAUUUGCAUUUUGGUGGUUGGGAGGAUGGUAUAAGAUUAGUGGAAUGUGUGUUUUUCUAUCAGAUAGAUAUGGCACCUUCCUGAAGAGGAGAAAGCAUUUGAGCUCAUCCCUCACUAGAGGAGUAUUGCCUUAUGUGCAAAAGUGUACCCUGUUACACAGAGAAAUUGUCAUCAGUCUGAGAAAUUCCCAUUAAUUAAAUGCUAUAGGGGCAUCCCAGAGACACAGUAGAUUUCUCCUUAGUGAGAACGGAACUCUUGACAAGUUAAACUGUUUUUCGCAUCUCACUCCCACCCCCAGUUUCCCCACACUUUACCACAGCUCUGUUGAGUAUGGAAUGUUCCAGUUUAGUCUAAAACGUACAGUGCAUUCCACACAACAGUUUGACUUUCUAAAAGUUUAGCAAAAUAACUGAUUAUUUUAAAUAACUCAACAAGUUUUUCUUAAAUACUGUUUUGGUGUUUUCUACCUCUUAAUAACACCAUAUUUUAGAUCUUGUAUAAAAAGUUUGACCAUCUGCCUUAUAGAUAAAUGUAGAGAAUUGAUGUUCUUCCUUUGUGUUGUGUUCUGAUAAAGCUUUGACUUAUCUCUUUCCUAUACUUCUUACUCAUUUCACUCUUGUGAGUUUUGCAGCAGUCUUAAAUAAUACAGAUUAUAACUACUAGAAGGGGAAACUUUGUCAUUUUAAAUGUUAAAGUACAAUAAUACAAUUUGUGCAGUAGUUGAAGUGUUAUCAAAGCAAUGCCAACUUCUGCCCAGAUUACAUUAAAACCAAAGCCUAAUUUUUAAGCCUUUUACUCUAAUGUCCAUAAUAAUCCUAUGGAAUAUCAAGUAUAAUGGUGUAGUAAAAAGAUUUCUCCAGAAAACACUUAACGGAUAUUUAAAACAUUUCAGAGCAUGUAGAAUUCUAUAAAUGAAAAGUAGAAUAAUAAUGGUAAAAAAGAAUGCAUGAUUUUUUCAGUGUCACACCAAAUAACCAAGUAGUUGGACAGCAUUGCAUUUUCAAAAUGGAGAGUUUUAAAGUGGGUUAGUAGCCUUUUGGAAUCUGCAAGUGAUUAGCAUUUAAAAACAAUACAUAGCUCAUUAAAUAUUACAUUCAUUCCUUCCAAAUCAAGGAGUCAAGAUGAAUACAAUGUGAAUAUCAUUUCCAUUUCUAAGCAGUUUCAAUGACACAAUCAAAUUCUUUGGUAUAUGUGCUUUGUUCUUUUCUUUUCAAGCAUGUAUCCAAAUCCUCCUCACAGACAGGAAAAAGCAGGCUGUAGAUUUAAGGAUACUCAAGGGAAAACCAAAUCUAGUUUUCAAAUUAUGAAGGAAAAUGUAGACUUUUAGCAAUACUGACUACUAAAUAGGCCUCCUCUAGAAGCUGGCUCCAAAAAGACAAAAAAACAAACAAACAAACAAACAAAAACCCAGCACAACAAAACAAGACAUGCAGCCUGAAUGCAUGUAGCUCUGUCAUACAGUAUCUGGAAAUUUUUUAAUUGUCCCACUGCUGUUAUUUCAAUUGACUUUAUGCUUUAUUUUGGAAUCACAAGGAUAAAUGGACCAAAUACCACCAUUGUAGUCAUCUUAUUUGAGAUGGAAGUGGUGAUAAAUUAGAAUAUGACACGGAACUAAAUGCAAAUUUAAAAACCUACGAGUCAGUACCAGCCCUAUAAAGGGCGUUUCUGAAAUUUAAACAGCUUAGUGAUGCAUCCUGUUAUUAUAGUCUUAAAACUACCUUGAGGGGGAAAUGGCUUCUUUCUUCCUUCAGUCCCUAUCCUCAAUAGCGCCUUCCCAUCUCAUUUGUAUUUCUGGGGCAUUUUCUACUUUUAAGACAAAGAAAACUGAAACGUGGCAUUCUUUGGGAAGAAUGGAGGUAGAGUUUAACUUUCUAGACUUUGAAAACCCCAAUUCAAUCAUUGCAAUCACUACGCCAUCUGAGAUACAUGCUUAAACCUCCCUUUUCUUCCUGAUUAUUCCAUCCCAAAUUGAUGGCGAAUUAACAUAUAUAUUCUUGGAAACGGGACUGUGGGCAGUCGACUACCUUGUACUUCAUAUGUGCCCGUGGCCUCUAUCGAUUACCCCAAGCUGCAGAUCAUUCUGGAAGAGUCCAGCAGCCUCCUGUGUAGCCUGGCAGCAGAUCCCUUCCAGCUGCAGGCGCCAGAGCCUCGGCUGGUAUUUCCCGGAGUCAAAUGUAAUCAUCAGAAUCCUAGCACGACUCUCCCUGCUCUUCACCUCCCAGAAGUCAGGCUGCUUCCGGGACUAACUAAACAGCCAGAGUGCACUUUAGGCCAACAGUCCAAUCCUCCAUCAAGUCCCUAGAGUGCCCCAGUAGCCCACAGUCUUUGUGUGCUUCCUGUGGGGCUCUCUGGAAGAGAAAAAUAUACAAGCUAAAAAAACAAAACAAAACAAAAAAUCUCUUCAUGUUUACUUCAUUUGAACUGCUGCUUUUCUCAUAUUCUACCUUUAAUUACUUCCAGUAAAUCACUUGCUUGGGCUUCAAGGACUGUCCCUCAUCUGUAUUUUCCAGAUUUAUGAUGAGUGGUCUCAUUCUACUAUAAACAGUGUCAACCCUAAAAGAAAAAGAAUAAAGUUUUUAUUUGGCUAUUGAACCUUGCUGUAGGCCUACCACAUAGUCCAUGAGUUAGUUAUAUUAUGCCCUCAAGCUAUCAUAGAAUUUUCUCCGGCCUUUUAGUUACGAAUAGGAGCAAUAAAGUUGUUCUUAUGAUGUUAGGAAUAAUAGUUCCAAUGUAUUGGCAUAAUUCAUUUGAAUGUCUUUCAUUUUGAUAUUAACAUUGGCAUAAAUCUAUUUUUGCUACCAGAUGAUAGCUAUUUUCAUGCGCUCAACUUCCCUCUGCGUUGUAUAAAUCUGUUACUUGGUGUUAGUCUUUAUUUUUCUGUGUUGGAAAUAUUUAUCACAAGAGUAUCUUUAAAUCAUGACAGAAAAUGCAAACCAUUUUCUGAGACUUUUGUUUUGAGUUACGCAAUGAUAAGUUGCUAAUGAUGAUUUUAUCUUCCUCCAUUACCCUCAGAGGAUACUUUUAAAAAAAAAAAAAAAAAAAGGAUACCUGUUAAUCUUCUAUCUAGCUGUGUGUAAGAUUAUUUUCUGUUUAAAUCCCACCCUUCCGCCUAUAUACCCCAUUCUCCCCAAAAAGUUCGUACUCAUUUGUUUAUCCCCCUCAUGUAGCUAGUUGACGGUGAAUAAACAACGUGGAAAAAGGGC
Leptonychotes weddellii (Weddell seal) is the source of this 5719-nucleotide messenger RNA. NCBI's taxonomy places the organism in Eukaryota, Metazoa, Chordata, Mammalia, Carnivora, Phocidae. The record is from RefSeq and is a predicted model, not a curated record.